GAAAGAGAUCAGCACUGCUGCGAACAUUACAUCCCCAACGUGCUUUGGGUAGAUGGGGCAUGACCAAGUGGUACCCGUUUGAAGUGAUAACAUGCGUCAUGAAAAAGCAUAUGCAGUGUGGACAGGAACGGCAUUGGGGUCAUGAUCAAAGGGUCCCGCGAGGAGAUGCAGAGACUCCAUCGCGUCUUGAUUGCAUUCAGGAUCAGAAUAUGCUAGCACGAACGCAGAGACUGGCCAAAGGUGGGUUUGUGGAGGGCAAAUGAGCUGGAGUGAUGUUCAAAGUUUCUUUCUCCUGACUCCGUCGGCUAUGAAAAUUGGUUUCGACCACAUAUCCACUCUUCAAAUGGGAUGGGUGAAGCCGUUCAAAACAUCAAUGGAUCCCGCAGAAGCUACGGCCACUACCCGACAAUUAGGCAUUUCUUCGUAUCUGCUAUGGUAUCGAGAUGAUUAAGAAACCCUGGAGUCAGAUCUGAUUCAAACUUAAUGCCAUCUGGGGAUUCGCUCAUAAUCUGUCUGAAUAACUCUUCUUCCCACCUGCUGCCAACGAAGAAGCUCCUCGGGCAACAGAUUUAUAUUUCUUGGUCCCAUGAAGAACGCCUUCCGAUAACAUGCCCGAAAACUUCGACUUAGAGAUAUGGAUAGAGUAUGUCAUUGGAAUAUCCGCAUUUCUGCUCCGAUUCUUCGCCAGAUGGAAGCAUGUCGGCUUCGAGAAGUUCGCUCUCGAUGACCUCUUCUGCUUCAUUGGAAUGAUAUUCUUUUCGUUUGAUGCUGCCUGCAUAUACACAUCUAGCAGACUUGGCACCACCGCCGGCCUGACAACGGAAACCGCGCGAUUGGUUACCCCCCAGGAGGCUCACAAUCUCACCAUUGGUUCCAAAUGCUUAUUUCUUGCUUGGAUAUGCUUCAUCACUCUUACUUGGACACUGAAGGCAAUACUUCUUUCACUCUAUCACCGACUCACACUUGGCUUAGAGCAACAUAAGAUGAUUAAAUUCGUGGCCGGAUUUUGUAUCAUCUCAUGGACUGCUUGCAUGAUCGCCCAUUUUGCGGUAUGCGUCCCAAUUGAACACAGUUGGCAAGUCAAUCCGUAUCCUGGUGACAAUUGCGUUCUUCGCAGGCCUAAUCAAGCACUCGUUGGAGUUCUCAAUAUCUUAUCAUACAUAGGAAUCAUGGCCAUUCCCCUCCCGUUAUUGUUUGCAGCACGCAUACCCAUCUACCGAAAGCUGAUCCUCGGAGCUCUUUUCUGCUCUGGUAUCUUCGUUACAGCAAUAGUAAUCUUACGGGUAUACUAUGCGCUGAGCGGUGCUGGAUCUCUACGCAGUGUGAUCGCUUGGGCAUUUCGCGAGUCUUUCAUAUCGAUCAUUGCAGCCACAGCCCCGGGGAUCAAACCACUAUUCAAUCGUUCGAACUGGAUCGACACAUCUUCACUCGCUGAAACUGGCACGAAUGGCAAAACAGGUGUAGCUAGUCGUGUACAUCAUUCCACCUACAAAUCCGAAGGGGGAAACAUCACCUCUGUGAUUGGUGCUAAAGAUGGGCCAAGAGGAGUGGGCGGUCGUCAGUAUUUUGAACUUGGGCAUACUGAGAAUUGGCCUGUGACGGGCAAAAGAAAUAAUGUCGAUGUUAAAACUAAGGAACUAAUGACAGAUUCGUCGAGUCAGGAACACAUCAUCCCUGGAAGCGAUGAUAUUGAUGCUAUCCAUGCAACCACUGAUUAUACAUCACCGCGGGACUUUGGGGCGGCUGAUUUGAGCGAUUCUAACGAUACUGAAUUUGAGAAGAACAAAGCUAGUACGGAUUCGCGGUAACAGUUAGCAUUGGACUGCCGACAUGAGUUUGGCAGAUAGCUUUCACUCAUCACCCGACACAAAUGACAAGGGACGUCACGAGAGAAGGAUGCGUGCAGUCUGCGAUUUGCAGCUGGAACCAUCUACUCAAUUCAAUGCUUCUUCCUCGGUCGAAAUCUUCCCUCCGUCAAAGUACGUCGCACUUGGUUCAUUUGAUUAGCACAUCCUGCAAUCUGAUAGUUGGCUUUUUACUUCCAGCGGAUACCCAUUUGAUUUGGUUGGAUAUAUGUUUUGUAUGAUAGCUUGGGAUGACCGUGUACCAGAACACCAGAACACCGGAUAGGUAGUAUAUGUAUAUAUUACAGCAUAGCGCAUCUCGUAGAUGAAUUCUGACACUUUGAGGUUUUGAGUA
Botrytis cinerea B05.10 is the source of this 2199-nucleotide messenger RNA. RefSeq lists its product as hypothetical. The record is from RefSeq and is a predicted model, not a curated record. Bases 609 to 1808 code for a protein of 399 amino acids. The transcript is spliced from 6 exons. NCBI's taxonomy places the organism in Eukaryota, Fungi, Ascomycota, Leotiomycetes, Helotiales, Sclerotiniaceae.